Xiphophorus couchianus (Monterrey platyfish) is the source of this 3729-nucleotide messenger RNA. RefSeq names its product anoctamin-7-like. Gene Ontology annotation, cellular component: plasma membrane. The transcript is spliced from 23 exons. The record is from RefSeq and is a predicted model, not a curated record. Lineage: Eukaryota; Metazoa; Chordata; Actinopteri; Cyprinodontiformes; Poeciliidae. Bases 341 to 2968 code for a protein of 875 amino acids. Gene Ontology annotation, molecular function: protein dimerization activity; chloride channel activity. Gene Ontology annotation, biological process: chloride transmembrane transport; calcium activated phospholipid scrambling.
AAAUUUUGGAAUCAACAAAGUUACAAAAAUGUUGCCAAAAUAUUUUAGAAUGAGGGACAACCAGAACCGAUGAGUGACCGGUUCUGGGCGAACGACACAGAAGGAACAGUUCACAUCAACGUUAGAACUGAAUUUCUUUAAAUAGACUUUAACGGGGUAGAUUUUCCUGAUCACACUUGACCAAAUAUGCAAGUGAUGCGAUGACGUCACUCAUCGAAUUUUAGAAUAGCCAAUAGCUACUUUCCUUGCUGACCGGUUGGCAAUGGCAACAGUGGCGGCGGCGUUCCUCACCGUUAGCUUGCCGGGGUCGUUGCUGGUUAAGUGGAUGUAGUUAGAAAACAUGAACAGAGCGCCAGAAAGCGGACAACCAACCUCUGUUCAAUGUUGGACGAAUACACCGCCUAUUAAAAGGAAGGAAAGGAAAAUUCAGCGAGCAUCGACUCUAAACAGGAACGUGUUCAGAGACGGAAAGAUUCGAAUUGAUUUUGUCCUGGUGUGGGAGGAGCUUCGGGGUGCUAAUGAGAACGACACAGGUAAUAGCGCCACCCAGAGGAAGUGGAGGGAACAGUUUCUGAGCAGACUGAGACAAGUAGGCCUGCUGCAGGAGCAGAGAGAGAUCUUCAGGGCGAAGAAGAGGAUCCGCUUCAUCCUCCUCAGCGCCCCUUGGAGGGUCCUCUGCUACUACGCCGAGGAGAUCAAUCUCAAAGUCCCGCUGGAGGUGGUCACCGAUCCGAUGACUAACUGGUCAGAACAUUUCCUGUCCAAGCUGUCCCUCCCCAAUCCACUGUCCCAGAACGUCCCCAACCCGCCGCUGGAAUACUACACCUGUCAGUUCAAGUCCAACAAGCUGGAGAGGUUCCUGGGAAGUGGUGACAAGGAGACGUUCUUUAAGACCACCCAGAGACACCAAGUGCUAUAUGAGAUCCUGGCCAGAACUCCGUACGGUUCUGUGAACCGGGGCGAGGUGGGCAUCGACCGGCUGAUCAGUGAGGAAGUCUUCACGGCAGCGUACCCACUGCACGAGGGGGACUACAGGAUGCCGGACGACCCAGUGCCCCUAAAGUCUUUAGUACUGAGGCAGAUCCUGCAUGGGUACUGGUCCAAGUGGUCCUGCUGGAGACGCUACCAACCUCUGGGCCACAUAAGGGAGUAUUUUGGGGAAAAGAUAGCUCUCUACUUUGCAUGGAUCGGUUUCUACACUGCCUGGCUGCUGCCUGCAUCUCUGAUUGGGACUCUGGUCUUCCUGUUGGGUUUUGUAGAUUUGUUCUCUGACGUCCCAGCGAAGGAGGUGUGUGAAAGCGGAAACUCUUUCAUCAUGUGUCCUCUCUGUAACAUCUGCUCCACUUGGAACUAUUCCAGCAUCUGCAUCACCUAUAAGGCGGGUCUCCUGUUUGACAACUGGGGGACAGUGUUUCUCAGUCUCUUCAUGUCUUUGUGGGCCGUCACCUUCCUGGAGUACUGGAGGAGAACUUCUUCAACUCUUUCCCACCGCUGGGGCUGCUCUGACUUCGAGGACAUUGAGGAGCGUCCGCGUCCAGAGUUCUCGGCCAUGGCGCCGAUGACCACGAGGAACCCGAUCACUGGGGCCGAGGAACCUUACUUUCCUGAGAAUAAACGCUUCCACAGAACUGUGACUGGAUGCAUGGUCAUCAUUGUCAUGAUUUCUGUGGUCCCGAUGUUCCUCAUUUCCAUUAUUUUGUACCGUACCAUCCUCAGAGUCGUCAUCUACAAGUCAACUACAACUGACAGCUCCUCUGCUGGGACGAUAGCCAGCAUUUCAGCAUCAGUGCUGAACCUGAUCAUUAUCCUGACAUUGUCCAGAAUUUACACCUGGCUGGCCGGCGUCCUCACACGCUGGGAGAUGCAUCGCACUCAAACCAAAUAUGAAGACAUGUUCAUCCUCAAAGUUUUCAUAUUCCAGUUUGUGAACUUCUACUCAACUCCAGUCUACAUCGCCUUCUUCAAAGGCAGGUUCGUUGGUUACCCUGGAAUGUACAACACUCUGUUUGGACUUCGUAAUGAAGAGUGUGGAGCCGGCGGGUGUCUUAUUGACCUGGCUCAGGAGCUGCUGGUCAUCAUGGUGGGAAAACAGAUGAUCAACAACGUCCAUGAAUUCAUCUCCCCGAAGGUUCAGGCGUGGUGGCAGAAAAACAAAAUCCGUCCUCCACAGAUGGCAGGGGAGGGGACUCAGACGAUGAUGAACGUUUCUCCUUGGGAGGCAGAUUACGACCUGCUGGUCUGUGAGGGACUCUUCGUGCUGCUCUUCUCAGUGCUUCAGUUUGGUUUCAUCACCAUCUUUGUGGCGGCGUGUCCUCUCGCUCCUCUCUUUGCUCUCAUGAACAACUGGGUGGAAAUCCGUUUGGACGCUCAGAAGUAUGUUAGAGAAUACCGCCGCCCGGUGGUGGAGCGAGCUCAGGACAUCGGCAUCUGGUUUCACAUCCUGCAGUUCAUCUCACACAUAGCUGUCAUCAGCAACGCUUGUCUCAUUGCCUUCACCUCGUCCUUUGUGCCUCGGCUGUACUACCGUUACACCAGAGACAGCACCCUGAGCGGCUUCGUUAACUUCACCCUGGCAACAGCCCCACUCAGCCACAACACCACCUGCAAGUAUAGAGGUUACAGGGAUGAUAACGGUGAAUAUCUGCCGGAGUACUUUCACCUCAUUGCUAUACGACUCAGCUUCGUCGUCGUCUUUGAGCAUGUGGUCUUCUUCAUCGGCCGACUGAUUGACCUGACAGUUUCUAACAUCCCAGAAGAGGUGGAGAUUAAGAUAAAGAGGGAGCACUACGUGGCUAAACAGGCGCUGGCUGAGAAUAAGGCUUUGGGGAAAGCCAUGAUGCCGAAUGAUAAGGACGUUGGGUCAGGUCAUUGUGGAUCCAGAAGCCUAGUACAAUUAGAUCCCUGCAUUGCAUUACCAACACAUCUGAUCACGAUCCCAGAGAAAACGGAUCCAGCUAGCGGCUGCUGACCUGAAGCCCGACUGGAUCAGAACUGAUGGCUAUGAGACCGGUUCCUGUGGAGGUUUUACAACCUGCAGAAUGGGGCUCCUUCUGGAUGUUUACUGGAUUUAUAUACAAUAAUUUAGCUUUCCAACUUGUCAUAGAACAGUGUGCCGAUGAAGUAUCUUCCUACCUUUACCUUCUGAAACCGGAAGACCUGUUAGAUUUCUGAGUAACUCUCCUGAGAACCUCGACCGACCCAAAGCUUCUCAGGAACUUCCUCAGACAGAGAGGCUGGAAGUAGAACCACUUAAAAUGAAAAUGUGUUUUAUUCUGCUGUUGGAGGGAACUAAAGCUUAUUCCAAGGUGUUUGUGAUGUACCAUCAUAUUUAGAAAAACUGACAUCUCCAGCAUUCUGGAUGUGGGAACUUUAAAUAUUCUUGGCUUAGGCUAUGAAUGUUUGUGUUUUGGUCACUUGCAGAGAUAUAAAUUAGUCUGCAUUUGCAGCAUUAGAUUAUUUCCAUUUCUUCCCGCUGCUCAACUAUUGGUCAAUUAAUGUAGAUUUUUAAAAAUAUUUUAAAUUUAGCUCAUUAAAAGCAACACCAACUUGUCUUAGUGAGAAAAAGUAAAUAUUUACUGCAAAGUUCUGAAUGUUACAUAUUUAUUUUAUAGGUCAGAUGUGAUGUUAUUUUUAUUGUAUUUUUGCUAAUGCUUGAUUAAAAAUGAAAUGUAAUUGUUGCAUGGGAAAUUAUUCAUUUUAUUGUUACAAUAAAGAAACCAUUGAUUUGAA